This is a messenger RNA of Colletotrichum phormii, 1674 nucleotides long. Its product is annotated as imidazoleglycerol phosphate synthase. NCBI's taxonomy places the organism in Eukaryota, Fungi, Ascomycota, Sordariomycetes, Glomerellales, Glomerellaceae. Gene Ontology annotation, biological process: L-histidine biosynthetic process. The transcript is spliced from 2 exons. Gene Ontology annotation, molecular function: oxo-acid-lyase activity; imidazoleglycerol-phosphate synthase activity. Bases 1 to 1674 code for a protein of 557 amino acids. The record is from RefSeq and is a predicted model, not a curated record.
AUGCCAAAGGUCCACCUGCUGGACUACGUCGCGGGCAAUGUUCGCAGCUUGGUGAACGCCAUCGAGAAGGUCGGCUACGAAGUCGAAUGGAUUAGAAGACCCGAAGAUGUUCCAUCAGCAGAAAAACUGAUUCUCCCCGGUGUCGGCCACUUCGGCCACUGCCUCUCCCAACUCUCCCAAGCCGGCUUCCUCCCCGCCAUCUCCGCCCACAUCGCCUCAGGUAAGCCCUUCAUGGGCAUCUGCGUCGGCAUCCAGGCCCUCUUCGAAGGCUCCCUCGAGGACCCCGACGUCUCCGGCCUCGGCGUCGUAAAGGGCAGUCUCGACCGUUUCGACGCAUCCACCAAAUCCGUCCCGCAAAUCGGCUGGAACAGCGCAAACACGGGCGGCGCGAGCCUCUACGACCUCCGGCCCGAGUCCAAAUACUACUACGUCCACACCUACAAGUAUCCUUACGUCUGCGGCGAACUCGAGGCCCAAGGAUGGACCGUCGCGACGGGCACCUACGGCAACGAGACCUUUGUCGGCGCUCUCGCCAGGGGCAACAUCUUCGCGACGCAGUUCCACCCCGAAAAGUCCGGCGCCGCAGGCCUGCGCUGCCUCCGCGCCUUCCUCGACGGCUCCGGCGCCGCAAACCUAGCCGCCGCUACCACCGCCGGCACCACCACCACCACCACACCUUCACCCGCCGAGGCCGUCCCCUUCCAAGACGGCCUCACCCGCCGCGUAAUCGCCUGCCUCGACGUCCGCACAAACGACCAAGGCGACCUCGUCGUAACAAAAGGCGACCAAUACGACGUCCGCGAAAAGUCCGACGGCGGCGCCGUCCGCAACCUCGGCAAGCCAGUCGAGAUGGCUCGCCGCUACUACGAGCAGGGCGCAGACGAAGUCACCUUUCUCAACAUCACCAGCUUCCGCGACUGUCCCCUCGCCGACGUUCCCAUGCUCGAGAUCCUCCGUCGCACCUCGGAGACCGUCUUCGUCCCGCUCACCAUCGGCGGCGGCAUCCGCGACACGGUCGACACGGACGGGACCAAAGUCUCGGCCCUCGAGAUUGCGACAAUGUACUUCAAAUCCGGCGCCGAUAAAGUCUCCAUCGGCUCCGACGCCGUCCUCGCGGCCGAAGAAUACUACGGCGCGGGCCGCAAGUUGUUCGGCAACACAGCCAUCGAACAAAUCUCAAAAGCCUACGGUAACCAAGCCGUCGUCGUCUCCGUCGAUCCCAAGCGGGUAUACGUCCCCAACACGGACGCCACGCGCCACAACAUCAUCAAGACGUCCACCGGCCCGGGUCCCAAGGGCGAGGAAUACUGCUGGUACGCCUGCACGAUCAAGGGCGGCCGCGAGACGCGCGACAUGGACGUCGUCGAACUAUCCCAAGCCGUCGAGGCCAUGGGCGCCGGCGAGAUUCUGCUCAACUGCAUCGACAAGGACGGCACCAACAGCGGUUUUGAUCUCGAGCUCAUCUCCCAGGUGAAGGCCGCCGUCAAGAUCCCCGUCAUCGCGUCCAGCGGCGCGGGCGAGCCGGCGCACUUUGAAGAGGUGUUUGCCAAGACGACGACGGAUGCUGCGCUGGGCGCGGGCAUGUUCCACCGCGGGGAGUAUACCGUCAAGCAGGUCAAGGAUUUCUUGGCGGAGAAGGGGCUCAAGGUGAGGCAGUUUGAGGAGAGCAUUUGA